This is a messenger RNA of Scomber japonicus (chub mackerel), 936 nucleotides long. RefSeq lists its product as uncharacterized. The record is from RefSeq and is a predicted model, not a curated record. The transcript has 3 exons. The coding region runs from base 55 to 936 and encodes 293 amino acids. NCBI's taxonomy places the organism in Eukaryota, Metazoa, Chordata, Actinopteri, Scombriformes, Scombridae.
UAUGAAAUAUUGAUGUAAAUUGUGCACUCUGCACUCUUCCUCUCAGUUCCUCCCAUGAUUCGAGUUGAUUUGCAGAUUGAAGAUGGACGCAGUCUGAUUGAGUGCUCAGCAGCCGAUGCUGUUCCUGCAGCCAACAUGUCCUGGCUUCUACCAGAGGGUGUGUCUGGAGUCUCUUGGUUCAAUUUCACUUCCCAUAAUGGAAGCCACUCUGUCAGGGGAGUUUUACUCUUCCCUGCCUGCUCGCCUCGGGAGCUCACUGCAGAGUGUGUGAUAAAUCACCCUGCAUUUGAGGAGCCAGAGAACAGAAGCAUAACACUCCCUCUUUGCGCUCGUCCAAACAUCACCAUCAACUCCAGCACUGAGUGGAGAGAUGGUGACGAAUACACAAAGGUGGACUGCUCUGUGGACAGCGUUGCCCCUGCAGCAACCAUAACCUGGCAUAUUGGAAACAGUGACAGUGACAAUGGCACCAGUCAACCAAUGGAGAUUGAAGUCCAAGCUGAUGGUUUGGUUUCAGCCCAUAGCUCUGUGCAUAUCCUGUCUUCGUCGUAUUCUGGUCAGAAUUUGACCUGCAUGGUGGAGCAUCCGAGCCUGGAGGUGCCUGAGAAAAACACAGUACACAUUCCAGUGAACAGAUCCCCACUGCUGAGUGUGUCUGUAGCAAGACAGCAUGACUUUCCUCUCUGGCUGGCAGUGUGUGACUGCAGAGGGGAGGGUGUCAGAGAUAACAUCGCCUGGGUCCUUGAAAAUGCCAAAGGCCAAAUGUCCUUGCACUCAGAGUAUGAAGAGCGUGCCCAGAAAGCCAGGCUGACUUAUCAGUUUCCUCUGGACCUUCAUGAGGGAAAGGACCUGACCUGUGUGUAUCAAUCUGAACAUGGGCUCACAGAGAGCAGGACCAUUCAUAUCCCCAAAUACUGUGAGUGCAACAGAAAUUAG